AUGUUUCAUGGUGGUGUUUUAGAUAAUACAAGAGGAUUAUCAGACAACGAUAUUUUAGAGAUGGAUAAAAUUUUGGGUGAAAACCAUAAAAUUAACUCACCAUUAACAAAAGAAGAAACUAAAACAGAGUUAGCUAAUAUUAUUAGAAAAAGAAACCCAAAUUACACACAUCCAUGUGUUUCUGAUACUUUAUAUUACCAAUAUUUUAAUCACGAUAAUAACAUUAGACUUUUAAAAGGAUCAAUACGUACGGAUGCCCGAACGAACGUCAAUAGUGAACAGGUGGUACAAUGGCCAAAGGAUCAACAGGAUUUUCUAAUUAAAAAUAAGGUACCGUUGGAAAGGAUAUGGAAUUUGGACGAAACAGCAAUAAAACUUGAUGAAACUGCAGUUAAGGUAAAAG
Dictyostelium discoideum AX4 is the source of this 403-nucleotide messenger RNA. RefSeq lists its product as hypothetical. The record is from RefSeq and is a predicted model, not a curated record. The transcript has 2 exons. NCBI's taxonomy places the organism in Eukaryota, Evosea, Eumycetozoa, Dictyosteliales, Dictyosteliaceae. The annotation marks the transcript as partial.